AUGAUUUCAGCGUUUGAAUUUGCACUUUCUGAAGCGGCUAAAGUUCUGAAAGACGGUGGUGUGAUUGCUUUACCUACUGAUACUUUGUAUGGUUUAGUUGCGACAGUGAGAAAUGUCCACAAAAUAUAUAAUAUCAAACAACGAAAUUUUUCGAAACCAUGUGGGCUGUUCAUAUCAGACGUUGGUCAAGUCAAGAAGUGGUGUUCUACUAAACUGGAAGAAUCAACCUUGACGCGGCUUCUUCCUGGCCCUGUAACCCUACUUUUUUUUCGUUCUGACCAUUUGCCGUCGGAGUUCAACCAAGGUAUUAAAACUGUUGGAAUACGAAUACCAAAACAUGAUUUCGUUACGCAGCUGACAAAAAAAUUAACAGCUCCUCUAGCACAAACCAGUGCUAAUUUGUCUGGUGAUCGUAAUCCGCGUUGCAUAGAAGACUUCUGCGAUUUGUGGUCGAAAUUAGACUUAGUGAUAGAUGGAGGAGAAAUUAAAGGUUCUCCUGGCCACCUGUCCGGUGAAGGAAGUACCGUUGUUGACAUGUCAUAUGAAGGGACGUAUAGCAUUAUUCGUGAUGGCACAGCAAGGACGAAAACUGAAGAAAUAUUAAGGGAUUGUGGAUUAGUGGCAAGAACUGAUGGUGAACUGUUUGCUCAGUCAAUAAACACUUUGCCAGGAAAGUGA
Molecule: messenger RNA, 678 nt
Organism: Enterobius vermicularis (human pinworm)
Lineage: Eukaryota; Metazoa; Nematoda; Chromadorea; Rhabditida; Oxyuridae
Source: the annotation of a GenBank genome assembly